Messenger RNA from Tilletiopsis washingtonensis, 4030 nucleotides. RefSeq names its product putative SMC1-chromosome segregation protein. Gene Ontology annotation, cellular component: cohesin complex; chromosome; nucleus. The transcript is spliced from 13 exons. NCBI's taxonomy places the organism in Eukaryota, Fungi, Basidiomycota, Exobasidiomycetes, Entylomatales. Gene Ontology annotation, molecular function: DNA binding; ATP binding; protein binding. Gene Ontology annotation, biological process: sister chromatid cohesion. Bases 186 to 3881 code for a protein of 1231 amino acids. The record is from RefSeq and is a predicted model, not a curated record.
GCGCCAGUGGCGGAGGCCACUUGCGAGAGCGACGCCCGCGCGGCGCGUAAAGAGCAACACGGCGCGACGCGUCCGCUGCUUGCGCCUGUGCGCCUGCCUGCCUGUGGCGCACGGCGGCGCAGGGCCCACCUCCCACCGUCACUCCACACCGCUGCGCGCCCUCCCACAGCAGAGCAUCGCCCACGAUGCCGCUCGUGCGCCUUGAGGUCGAGAACUUCAAGUCCUACCGGGGCAAGCAGAUCAUCGGGCCGUUCUUCUCCUUCAGCGCCAUCAUCGGUCCCAAUGGCUCGGGCAAGUCGAACCUCAUGGACGCCGUGUCCUUCGUGCUCGGCGUCAAGAGCGCACAGCUGCGAUCCACCCAGCUGCGCGACCUGAUCUACCGCGGGCGCCAGAUGGGCGGCGAUGAUGAUGGCGAGGGGGGCGAGGGCACCCAGGGCGAAGGCACGGCCACGCGAGCCAGUGUCACGGCCGUCUACAGAGACAACAAGGGCGCCGAGUACCGCUUCCAGCGCACCAUCACGACGGCCGGCGCGUCCGAGUACCGCAUCAACAACAAGGUCAUGUCGGCUGCGACGUACAACGAGCGGCUGCACUCCUUCAACAUCCUCGUCAAGGCCAAGAACUUUCUCGUCUUCCAGGGCGACGUCGAGGCCGUCGCGUCGCAGGGCGCCAAGGAGCUGAGCAAGCUCAUCGACCAGAUCUCGGGCUCGCUCGAGUACAAGGACGAGUACGAGCGCGCCAAGGCGGCGCAGGACCGCGCCGUCGAAAACUCGACGUUCACCUUCAACAAGCGCAAGGGCAUCAAUGCCGAGCUCAAGACGUUCCGCGAGCAGAAGAGCGAGGCGGAGCGCUUCGAGAAGCUGCAGGCUGAGCGGGACGCCCACGUCAUGCAGCACAUCCUGUGGCGUCUGUACCACAUCGAGGAGGAGCUCGAGCAGAACUCGACGCAGAUCGACGACGAGAGUGCCAAGCUGCCGGCCAUGCGCAAUCAGGUGCGCGACGACGAGAAGGGCGUCGAGGCUGCGCGCAAGGAGCGCGACGCAGCGGAGAAGGACAUUGCCAAGCAGGACAAGGCGGUGCGCCGCAGGGAGAAGGACCUGGAGAAUCAACAACCGGGCCUGGACGCCUUCGACGAGAAGAUGGCGCACUCGCUGCGCAAGCGCGAGCGCGCCGAGAAGCUCUGCGAGGCGACGAAGCGCGACGUCGACAAGUACCGCACCCUGAUCGCCAAGCUGAAGCAGGACCAUGAGACUGCGAAGCGCGCAGCAGACGAGGCGGCGGAGGAGCAGCGCAAGGCAGCGGAGGCGCGCGGGCAGACGUUGAGCGGGCAGGAGUUGGCCGAGUACCACGAGCUCGAGCAACAGGCGAACCUGCGCGCUACUGCUGAGCGUCUGCAGCUCGAGACGCUCGGGCGUGAGCGCAGGGCACAGGAGACUACCCUCAGGGGUCUGGAGCAGAAGCUGGCAGCCCUGCAGAGGUCGCAGGAGAAGCAGCAGGACAUUGUCGACGCGCAGACCAGCCGUCGGGCAGCAGUCAGCGCCACGCAGAAGGACCUUGACUCGCAGCUCAAGGCUGCCAAGGCAGAAGUCAAGGGUGUGCAGGCCCAGCGCGACGAGAUCAAACGGACCGAGGACAAGCUCAACGAGACCCUGCAGACGUGCAUCACCAAGCUGCUGCAGGCCGGCAGUGCUGCGCGCGAGACGGAGCGCGAGACACGUAUGAAGAACACGUUCGCCACUCUGCAGCGCACCUUCCCGGGCGUGCGCGGCCGUCUGGUCGACCUCUGCAAGCCAACGCAGCGCAAGUACGACACGGCGAUCGCCACAGUGCUCGGACGCAACAACGACGCCGUCAUCGUCGACACGGAGAAGACGGCCAUCGACUGCAUCGAGUACCUGCGCAACCAGCGCGCCGGCCAGGCCACAUUCAUCCCGCUGGAGACGAUCCAGGUCAAGCCCAUCAACGACCGCCUGCGCAACAUUGCCACGGGUGCACGCCUUGCCGUCGACGUGCUGCAGUUCGAUGCCUCGAUCGAGCGCGCCAUGCACUUUGCGUGCGGCAAUGCGCUCGUGUGCGACACGAUCGCGAUCGCGCGCAUGAUCUGCUACGAGAAGAAGCAAGAAGUCAAAGCUGUGACGCUUGAUGGCACCCUCAUUCACAAGAACGGCAACAUGACCGGUGGUGUGUCGGGAGAGACGCGCACGCAGCCGUGGGACGACAACGAGGUCGCCCAGCUGCAGCGCCAGCGUGACACAUGCAUGUCCGAGCUCAAGGAGCUGGGCAAGCGGCGACACGAGCUGUCCAGGGACGACGAGCUGCAGGCCAAGAUCGGCCGCAUCGAGGCUGAGCUUGCUAUUCAGCGCGACGAGAUGGCUUCGAUCGACAGCCGCCUGAAGGGCGCCAAGGCGGAGCUCAAGGUGAUCAACGAGCAGCUCGCGCAGACGCAGCCGAAACUGGCGGAAGCCCAACAGGUGCUGGCGGCGAGUGACGCUCGCUUUGCGGCGCUCACCGACACGAUCAAUGCCGCCGACGACGACGUCUUUGCCGCCUUCUGCGCCCGCAUCGGUGUCGAGCACAUCCGCGAGUACCGCGGCCGGCAGCUGCAGGUGCUGGAGCGCGAGAAGGACGCGCGGCAGGAGUUCGAGCUGCAGAUGAAGCGCCUGCAGCACACUUUGGCAUUCGAGGAGAGCGAGUUUGCUAAGCUCAACGCACGGCUCGAGCUCAACCAGCGCGUCGUGACGAAGGAGACGGAGCGCAUGGCUGCCCUGACGCAGGAGAAGGCCGAGCUGCAGCAACAGAUCGAGGCCAUCAAGGCGGAGAUCGCCGAGCUGACGAAGCGCCUGGCGGAGCUCAAGGAGGAGGCCGAGGAGAAGAAGGUGGCGCUGUCCAACGCCAAGAAGGCAGAGGCGCAGGCCAGCAAGGCGCUCGCCGCGUCCAUCAAGGAGAUCUCCAACUGGAAUGACGCCAUCGAGAAGCUCAACAGCGAGCGCUCGUCCAUCUACCGGCGCUGCCGCCUCGACGAGAUCGCCCUGCCGCUCACGCAGGGCUCGCUGAAGAACGUGCCGCUCGAGGACAAUCCGGACCUCGCGCCCAUGGAGAUCGACGAGGACGUGACUCAGCUCGCGAUUCAGGCGCGUGACUACGGCAUCGAGGUCGACUUCGAUGACCUUGACGAGGAGGAGAAGGAGAACGGCGGUGACGAGAUGGCUCGCGAGCUGCAGGGCCGCAUCGACGACGUGACGUCGCAGAUCGAGCAGAUGCAGCCGAACAUGAAGGCCAUCGACCGUCUCGACGACGCCGAGUCGAAGCUCAAGGAGACGGAGCGCGACUUCAACAAGUCGCGUACCGAGGCGCAGAAGGCGCGCGACGACUUCAACCGCAUCAAGAAGAAGCGCUGCGACCUCUUCAACGCCGCCUUCACGCACAUCUCGGAGCGCAUCGACAAGGUGUACAAGGAGCUGACGAAGGGCAAGGCGUCGCCGAUGGGCGGCGUGGCCUACCUCAGUCUCGAGGACACCGAGGAGCCGUACCUCUCGGGCGCGCGCUACCACAUCAUGCCGCCGAUGAAGCGCUUCCGCGACAUGACAGACCUGUCCGGCGGCGAGAAGACGAUGGGCGCGCUGGCGCUGCUGUUUGCCAUCUCGAGCUUCAAGCCCGCACCGUUCUUCUUCCUCGACGAGGUCGAUGCUGCUCUCGACUCGCAGAACGUGGCCAAGGUGGCCAACUACAUCCGCGCACACGCCAGCGAGCGCAUGCAGUUCAUCGUCAUUUCGCUCAAGGCCAGCCUGUACGAGCGGGCCCAGGCGCUGGCCGGCGUGUAUCGCGACCAGGCUGUCGGCGCCAGUGCGACGCUCACGCUGGAGCUCGAGCGCUACGCCUGAUGGCCAUCGCCGGCCUGCCGCCGCCUCGCAUCGCACCUCGGUCCCUUGUCCUGCCGCUUCGUCUGCAUCUUUCGUCACCGCCUGCUCCCGUCAUAUCACCCUCCUCUGUACUCUAGCCCCGCAUGCCAUCUAUUGCCUACACUGAGCGG